CAGCAUAAAAAUAAAAUAUGGUACAACAUAAAUAGUAAACAAAUUGCACGUUUUUAGAAAUAACAAAAUGUUAAAAAAUAUAUUAAAAUUAAAUUAUAAAAUACUUUGCAUUAAGAAUGUUGGAUAUACUCCAAGCAAAUCUAAUUCACUAUUAAUAAGGUAUUUGAAAACAGAGUACUCGACAUUACCGAAUAUUACAAAUGAAGAGCAAAAUGAUAUAAAAGAUUCAAAAGUGACAAUAGAUAAAGAAAAAAUGCUUAAAAUAUUGCAAUUAGAAGUAGAUGUAGCUCGUCAGGAAGGUAGAAGAGUCCCAGAUCCAACUUCAAUCAAAGAGGCUCAAUGGGAUCAUUUAUUAAAUUUAAAGAGUCGUUCUGCUAGAAUCAAGUAUUAUGCUUAUUUAUGGCAAUUAGAAAAAAAACGUGAAAGUAGAGAAAUAAAAAAAAUACAAAAAAGAGAGGAAAUAGCUGAGAGAAGAGCCAGAUUAACUGAAGAGAAUCAGCAAAAUGAACACAUAAUAUAUGGAAUUGGUCAUACAACUUUUUUGUUACGUGUAUAUGAUACAACAAUUAAUAAUUGGCAAAACAACAAGUUGAUAAAUGCUAUGAAAUUUGGAAGCAAAAUUGUGUUAGAUUGUGGAUUUGAUGAUAAUAUGAAUAAACGUGAGGCUUCUAAUACGGCAAAACAAUUAAUGUUACUUUUUGCUGACAAUAGAAUUCACGAUGAUCCAUUUGAUCUUCAUUUUUGUAAUGUGAAUCUAAACAAAGACCUUAUGAAAGUUUUACAAAAACAUAUACCGACUAUAUUUGAACCGUCUUUUCCACUAAAUGUUCACGAAAAAUGCUUCACUGAAAUAUUUCCCAAAGAAAGAAUUGUUUAUUUAACGCCUCAUUGCAAAACUGAAUUACAUUCAUUUAAUCCUGAUGAUAUCUACGUUAUUGGUGCUAUUGUAGACAAAGUAAAUAAUGAUCCUUUAUCAUUAGCAAAGGCUAAACGAUUGGGCAUAAGAAUGGCUCGUUUACCAUUAGACAGGUAUUUGACUUGGUCUUCCGGAUCAGGAAAGUCAUUAACUUUAGAUCAAAUGAUAAAUAUCAUGUUAGAUAUUAAAACAAAAAAUGAUUGGAAUAAUGCUUUAAGACAUGUGCCUAGGCGAAAAAUAGUUAAUGAUUGGCAACAAAAAUCAAGAGAGGAAAAAGUAAAAAUUAGGGCCAAAAAAUUUGAAUUUGAUAUUUCAACUUGGGGUGAUUCUAAAACUUCAGAUCAGAAAAAUCCAUUCAAAAAUUAAUUUCAACGUUAAUUUAUAAUGUUAUAAGUUUUAAUAAAAAUUUCUCUUCACUUA
Molecule: messenger RNA, 1336 nt
Organism: Condylostylus longicornis
Lineage: Eukaryota; Metazoa; Arthropoda; Insecta; Diptera; Dolichopodidae
Gene: rswl
Product: mitochondrial ribonuclease P protein 1 homolog
Exons: 3
Coding region: 68-1282 (404 amino acids)
Biological process (GO): positive regulation of mitochondrial translation; mitochondrial tRNA 5'-end processing
Cellular component (GO): nucleoplasm; mitochondrion; nucleus
Molecular function (GO): tRNA binding
Source: RefSeq, a predicted model, not a curated record